Messenger RNA from Sardina pilchardus (European sardine), 1513 nucleotides. It is a transcript of the gene wsb2, whose product is annotated as WD repeat and SOCS box containing 2. The transcript is spliced from 10 exons. Gene Ontology annotation, molecular function: protein binding. Gene Ontology annotation, biological process: protein polyubiquitination; intracellular signal transduction. Lineage: Eukaryota; Metazoa; Chordata; Actinopteri; Clupeiformes; Clupeidae. The record is from RefSeq and is a predicted model, not a curated record. Bases 218 to 1513 code for a protein of 431 amino acids.
CAUGGCCAGUCAUGUUGAUGAACAGGAAUGAACGUUAUCUGUUGCGAAAAUACCGGAAUAUACUAGCACUAGCCAGCGUAAAUGACUCGUUAGUGCGUUGUAAUUUGUAAGACAUUUAGUAUGUGAAAUGUUAUUGUUACCUGAUCGACAUUUCGGUGUUCAAUGAAGGAGAAGCCAGCUGCCGGAAAAUAACAGAUGAGACCAACAAGACGACGACAUGUGUGACUUGUUUGUUCCUGAUUGCCCGGUCGAUAACAAUACAAAAGGAAUCUCGGAUGGAUUGGUUGAGCAGCUUAGACCCAUACAUCCUCAGACUUUGAGAGGCACAGCUGGCUGUGAGACAUGGACCGUGGACUUCUCACCCGGAGGAUCCCUUUUCGCUUGGUCCAUGGGUUAUGGCGUCGUGAAGGUUCUUGCGUGGCCUCUGCCAAACGAAGAAGGAAGAGACGAUGGUCAGGAUGCUCCGCUAACCGAGAAAGCCUCAGAGAGGACUUUGAACUGUGGCCACACUGUGUGGGGUUUAGCCUUUGGACCCCGUCCAAGAAAGCGACCUGGUGCGAUCAGCCACAUCACUGAUGGAAGCCCACUUAACGAGGAUGUCAAAGCGUUGAUCCUUGCCACUGGUCUAAAUAACGGAAUGAUCAAGAUCUGGCACGUAUCAACUGGUGAGGCACUUUAUGAUCUGAAAGGACACCAGUCUGUUGUCAGGGAAUUGGUAUUCCCUCCCAAUGGAAAAUUAACUCUUGUGUCUGGCUCUCGUGACAAAACACUGAGAAUAUGGGAUUUAACAAGCACAGGACGAACUUGCCAUGUGUUGUCAGGCCACAGGGGGUGGGUGGUUUGUUGCAGAGUCUCUCCUGACAGUAGCAUGAUUGCAUCAGUCAGCAGCUCAGACAAUAGAGUGAGUUUAUGGAGUCUUCGCUCCUACACCUUCAUGAAGCACUUGGUUCUCAACAAACGGAGCGCCAUAUCGUGCUGUGACUUCUCCCCAGACGGAGCUGUGCUAGCCGUCGGCUCAUAUGGUCCUCACAACUCUGCUGGCUGGAGGGUGGAUCUCUGGGACCCGUACACAGCCGAGCUUCUGGUGACACUUGAGGACUGUUGCAGCUGUGAAUCCUAUAUAAAAUCCAAAACAAUCCAGACACUGUGUUUUUCCCCUGACGGCCUUUACUUAGCUCUGAUUGUAGACCACAGGGCUUUAAGACUCUGGGAACUGGGUCAGAAGACUUUUGUGAUGGAGACAGACUUGACCACAUUCCACAAUGAACUGUGCUGCACUUUUCAUCCACAAGGAGGCAUCAUUGCCACAGGAACAAGAGAUGGGCAUGCCAAAUUCUGGAAGGCCAGGCCAGUCGUCCCCAGCCUUAACCACUUGUGCCGGGCAGCCUUACAUUUCUCUGUGUCGACCCAGCAGAUAAACGCCCUUCCCAUUCCCCACAAGCUUAUGGAGUUUCUCACAUACAGAGACCUCCCCAAGACCCAAGAGACCUACUGCAGGAACCACUGUAGAUGA